Molecule: messenger RNA, 660 nt
Organism: Didymosphaeria variabile
Lineage: Eukaryota; Fungi; Ascomycota; Dothideomycetes; Pleosporales; Didymosphaeriaceae
Gene: GET1
Product: GET complex subunit get1
Exons: 3
Coding region: 1-660 (219 amino acids)
Biological process (GO): tail-anchored membrane protein insertion into ER membrane
Cellular component (GO): GET complex
Source: RefSeq, a predicted model, not a curated record
AUGCCGUCCCUUCUCCUGGUUAUGUUCGUCCUGCAGACGUUGCUGCACAUCAUCAACACCGUUGGUGCAAACACAAUCAACGAGCUGCUAUGGAUUCUCUACAACAAAUUCCCCACGCCCACGUCCUCCUCCGCGCAGCGAGCCGAGCAUCUGAAGCGUGAAAUUGUUCGUCUAAAGCGCGAAUUAGCUACUACGUCGCCGCAAGACAACUUCUCGACAUGGGCGAAGCUAGACAGACAGCACAACAAAGCUACGGCUGAGUAUCAGAAGCUCGACGCAUCCCUCCGCACCCACCAAUCCACCUUCACCUCCACCAUUUCAACCCUCCGCUGGCUCGGUACUCAGGGCGCGCGCUUCCUCCUGCAAAUGUACUUCGCCAAGUCCCCCAUGUUCUGGAUUCCAGCGGGCUGGGUCCCAUACUAUGUCGAGUGGAUACUAUCGUUCCCCCGCGCGCCGCUGGGCAGCGUGAGCAUAAACGUGUGGGGAAUUGCGUGCGCGAGUACGUUGGUACUGGCGUCGGAGGCGGUUGCAGCAACCUACGUACUGAUCACGAAGAAGCCUGUGCCAGUUCCUACGAAGGAAGAACCCAUGGUUUUUGAGGCGAACCCUAGUGCACGAGAGGGCACGGCGAAGAACUCGAUGAGAGAGAAGGAGCUAUAG